AUGGAUUCGUACAAGAUGUCUCGUCUGCUUGUUUCGGUUUGGAGUGCUUUCGUUUAUUUUUAUCUUUUUGUACUUUCGGAACCUGUUAUGUGCAAGUCCAUAGACAAACAAAUUCUCGACGCGGCUCCAAAAGCUGAAAUGUUUGACCUCCUUCACCUCAUGCCUGAAGGCAAAGUGAUGAUCAUGGCAGAACUCGACCUCCUCCUGACUCUUCAACAGUACAAGAAUCUUUACACAACACCAAACGCUUACCGCCAAAAAAGAAAAGCCGUUCGCGAUACAGACACUAGAUGGACCAACUGUAGAGUGUACUACGAAAUCACACAAGCCAUAAACACAACGAAUAAUAGAGCUGUCAUUAAAGAGGCUAUCGAAGAGUGGGAGAAAUAUACUUGUCUGGAGUUCAUAGAAUGUGCAGAAAAGCCUCAACGCAUACAGUUUAUGGAUGGCGGAGGGUGUUAUUCUCAACUGGGUAUGCAGACAGAACCUCAGGUUCUUGUUCUAGCCCCAGGCUGUCGGAAGAAAGGCAUCGUUGUUCAUGAGAUUGGUCAUGCUGUCGGUUGGUACCACGAACAUAUGCGGCCGGACCGUGACGACUUUGUGGCAAUUAAUUUGAACGUCGUUCCCGAUCUUUACCACCCUAACUUUAUUAAAUAUAACAACAGCGUCGUCAACACGUACGAUAUCCCUUAUGAUUAUACCAGUGUUAUGCAUUAUGGAAACGAGGCUCUUCCGGGUUCCCUCACAACAUUGGACCCUUCGUAUCAAACAAGGAUUGGCCAACGUCAAGGGUUAUCGUUCAAGGACAUUAAACUAGCGAAUAUAAUGUACAACUGUUCAGGAUUGGGGUGCAAACUUAAAACCUGUAGUCACAAUGGCUUUGUUCUCUUUAAAGAACACAAGGGUGAAAAAAAAUGUUCUUGCUGGUGUGAUUCAGGAAACGUGGACGAUCCUUUGGUUCUUUGUUCUUCCAUUGACAAAGAACCAGCUCAGCCGAAACCUGUACCCACCCAGCUUCCAGCCACAAAACCAUGCCGUGAUGUACGCAAUGAUUGUAAUGAUCUUAAACUGCAAGAUGCUGACGUCUGCAUGACAAAAACAAAGCUCAUGAUGGCAUCUUGUGCCAAGACGUGCGACUUUUGUGGGAAGGGAGAGAACAUGUGCAUGGACUACGAAAAGGGCUGUCCUCUUCUGGCUGCUUCUGCAGCUUGCAAGGACCCAGCGCUGGAGAGAGUUAUGAGCAUGCUCUGUCCUGCAUCGUGUGGCGUGUGUAAACCAACAAACCCUUGCAAUAUUCAACAGGAACUGAUGGGAUCGCCCCAAGGUAGAAACGAGGCAGUGAAGGUCAUCUCUUCGAGGUUGUUUAUGCACACAUUCGUGCUUGUUGGUUUAAGUCUAACAGUACGUUAA
This is a messenger RNA of Candidula unifasciata, 1410 nucleotides long. The record is from the annotation of a GenBank genome assembly. Lineage: Eukaryota; Metazoa; Mollusca; Gastropoda; Stylommatophora; Geomitridae.